AGUGCAGGAGCGCGUGAGUUCUUACGUUAUGACGUCAUCGUGACGUAGCACGUAAAAUGAAAGCUUACGUGACGAAGCAGUUCCGGAAGUAAGAGUAAGGUCUUUAAGGCUCGCGGACCUGUUGGGACGUGUUUGCCUUUUAAAGUCUUCUUUGUGAGGCCAUCAUGGCAAACGGACACAUAGAAAUCCACGACCCCUUCGCCGACGGCGCUGGCGGCGACGGCCAAGAAGCCACCUCAGACGAGGCGAACCUGCAGAACGCGGAGGAGUUCCGCCUCAUGAUGGUCUACGCCCAGAGGCGGCUGGGGAAGAAGCCCAGCGAGUCGUCCGUGGAGGGCUCCGACCCGGCCGACGCCACCUCGCCCAAGAGCGAGGAGGAGAAGACGCCGGGCAAGAAGAAGAAGAAGAAGAACCGGCAAUGGAAACGUCUGUCCAGCAUUUUGAGAUGCAUCAAACCGGAGACGGACAGAACUCACAAAGAAGCUGAGAGACAACCUGUGACCAACUACUGUGCAGGUGACCACGAGGACGAGGAGGAGGAAGAGGACGAGAUGGAGAGAGUGGCGAGCAGGCUGACCGACAUCGCCGACGACAUUCCCUUCGUCCCGCCCGAGUUGGAGCCGGAUUCGCCCAAAGAGGACGCCGAAGUGGAGAAGCUGAUUGGCCUCCUGCUGAGGAAGUGUGGAGACCACUACAACCAACAGGUGACCAAGGAGCUGAGAGAAGCUUUAAGGAACACGCGACUGUGGAACUACACUUUCUACGAGAGGUUGAUGCAGACGGUCCUGAUCAGGAUGGGACUCUUCAACCCGGACCCUGAAGCUCCCAGUCCUCAAACGUCCCCACAGACUCAGAUAGCCGUCGCCUGUGAAGUCACAAGUCGCCUCUCUGCUGCUGACACGCUCGCCAUGAACCGCUUGAUGGGAUACGGCGCCACCUAUCUGCAACAUCACUUCUCCUCCUGGGCUAAGCAGCACGGCGGUUAUAUGGGAGCCUUCAUCAGUAAAGAUGACGACGAUGAAGAAGUCCAGUAAUCUAUUUUUGAAGAUGUUUGUUUACGCCGAUUUUUCUAUUUAAUAAUCACAUUUGACCAAGUGACACGAUCAGGGAAAGCAUAUUUGGAUAAGAGUGUGAGAAUCACAUAAUGGUGUUUGGAUGAAAUGUUGGGCCGAAAUAAAGGAACACUGAUGUCAAAAA
Messenger RNA from Nerophis ophidion (straightnose pipefish), 1197 nucleotides. Its product is annotated as apoptosis facilitator Bcl-2-like protein 14. The transcript is spliced from 7 exons. Lineage: Eukaryota; Metazoa; Chordata; Actinopteri; Syngnathiformes; Syngnathidae. Gene Ontology annotation, biological process: regulation of apoptotic process. The record is from RefSeq and is a predicted model, not a curated record. Bases 165 to 1034 code for a protein of 289 amino acids.